CCCACACCCAUGCACAUAUCAUCCUCACCAUCAUCAUCCCAUCAUCCUCACUAGCAGCACACAUUUCUAAACCCAAAACCACCCGAACGCUCCUCCAUGGAGGACCACGGCGCCGGCUGCCACCCCUUGCUCCACGGCCACCUCCAGCCGGCCCACGCCGCGCUCGCCUACGGCCCGUGGGACCCGUCCCUCGCCGCGUUCGACGACGGCAACCACCACCAGCAGCAGCUGGAGUGCUUCUCGACGGCGUCGGAGCUGCGGGACGCGCUGCUGCGCGCGCUGGCCGAGCUGGAGGCGGCGCGGGGCGCGCACCGGGAGGAGCUGCGGCGCGUGGAGCACGAGGCGGCGCGGCUCGUGGCGUGCGCGGCGGCCGAGCGCGACGAGCUCCGGCGCCACUGCCACUCCCUCCUGCUCCUGCUCCACCACCACACCGCCGCCCAGCCACCGCCGCCGCAGAGCGUGCCCGACCCGCCGCUCCACGGCGUCCUGGGGCUGGGAGGAGGAGUCGUGGCCAUGGACGAGGCCGCCACGUCGGAGGAGGAGGCCGAGGUGGAGAUGGCGCUGGCGCGGCGGCUGCCGGAGAAGGGGCGGCUGGUGGAGGCGGUGGUGUCGGCGGGCCCGCUCCUGCAGACCCUGCUCCUGGCCGGCCCGCUCCCGCGCUGGCGCCACCCGCCCCCGCCGGCCUCGGCCGACGUCAUACCGCCCUUCAACCCCGGCCGCCCCGACGGCAACUACUCCCUAUCCUCCACGUCCGCGUCGUCCUCGCCGGAGAGCAACUGCAGCGGCGGGAACGCCCCGCCGCCGGCAGCUCAGCCGCAGCAGCACGAGCUCCCCUGCUUCCACAUGAGCUCCUCCUCCUUCUGCAUGUAGCGGCGGCACGUGUCAUGCAGACCACUGAUGAGUUUCUCUGUCACUGCCGCUCGUACUACUCCUACUACCACGGUGUGGGAUUAGUAUAGCUACUUAGCUAGUAUAUAUAAUUAUUAUAUAGGGUGAUUAAUUAGUAAUUAGCUGGUGCUUGUGUGUGGUGUAGUAUCAAAUAAUUGGUGUUGCCUGGUUAAUCUGUGUGUAAUAAUUGUUGAAAGUGGGCAAAGAUGACAUCACUUUGUCAGUGAGAGGAAUGCAUAUAUGUGUGUGGAUUUGUGUGGUA
Triticum dicoccoides is the source of this 1150-nucleotide messenger RNA. RefSeq lists its product as uncharacterized. The transcript has a single exon. Bases 97 to 870 code for a protein of 257 amino acids. The record is from RefSeq and is a predicted model, not a curated record. NCBI's taxonomy places the organism in Eukaryota, Viridiplantae, Streptophyta, Magnoliopsida, Poales, Poaceae.